GAUUUAUACGAAGUUGAAUGAAUUGCAUGCUACGCGAUCGAAUUGCAUUACCGAGAGACAAGAGCGAAUCAGAGAUAGUGAGGUAAAAAGUGAGAUAAAGGAAAACGAUAAUCUCUUCUCGAAGAGAUAAAAACGUGUUUGCACUAUCACACUCGACGACUUUGAUUUUACAAAGGUUUUGCGAGAGACAUUUAUUCGAAGAGUACGAAAUUUGCAUGAAUUAACUCUGCAAAUUGUCACAAAUUGAUUCGAGCGGGAAAGAAUGACGUGCCCUGCCAAGAUUUUCACCGCGCGAAUUAUCACGUUUGACAUAAUUAACGUCAUGCAUUUUUCGAGUCAGCUGUUGUCGUGAUUUAUGAAGCAAUAAUCUUAUCUCUGAGGUAACGCAGUAAAAAACGCGCGGUAAACAUCUCUCUGCCUAAAUCCUCUCGCACUUGUACAUAGCAAAGCAAGCGUGAAGAGAAUUCUCAAAAGCACGUGAUCCUGCGCGGUGGAGAGUUAACGUCAAGAUGAAUAAUAUUGUCGAGUUGGUCGUAAAUUGCGCUUUGCUAUGGAUUUUCCUCCAGACCGCGAUAAGUGUGCUGAUCACCAUCCUGUAUGAGUUUUGCAUUCCCUGGAUCGUUUGGGGCUCAUUGAUUAUCAUGAUAUCGAUGAAAUUGGCCCGAGUGUCCCCUCCGCCUACCAGCAUCAUACAAGAGGUGCUUGGCGUGAAUCCGCUCUUCCUGUGCAAAGAUAACUCCGUGUCCGAAAACCACGGUAAUGGAGAGCAAUAUUGCAUGCGAGUGGUGGCCCACCGUGGUGGAGGAUAUGAUUAUCCUGAGAACAGUUUGUUGGCUUUCCGAAAUUGCAUAAAAAAGGGUUGUAAUGCAGUAGAGCUUGAUUUACGUCUAACAAAGGAUAACAUUCCAAUAUUAUUCCAUGAUCCAACAAUUGAAAGAGUCACAGGCCGAACAGGAAUGAUUAGUGAAAUGACAUGGGAAGAAUUGAGGGAAGUUGAUAUAUCUUAUAAUCAUCCACUUAGGAACAAAUUUUCCGAAGGCGCGAGAAUCGCACUAUUAGACGACGUAUUACAAAUAUGUCUGAACAGUGAGCAAAGAAUAAUUAUAGAUUUAAAAGAGACGAGCAAAUUGUUGGAUGUCGUGCAAGUUAUUCUAGACAUUUACAAAAAAUACCCAAAACUGUUCCAAAGAUGCGUCAUAUCGAGUUUCAAUCCAAUUUUAAUAUACAUGAUUAGGAAGAAAGAGCCACGUAUUGUUUCGAGUCUCGCUUGGAGGCCGUAUUUUUUUUCAAGAUCAUCAUACAAUGGUCUAGAAGCACCCGGCCCAGUACGAAAUCACAAUCAGUUUAAGCAUUUGACAGCUUGCAUCUCGGAAAUUGUGUAUGAAUGGCUGCUACCAAGUUUUAUCUACUAUAUAGUUGGCAUUUCCGUUGUGUUGUUGCACAAGGACAUAAUAAACCCACGCGUAAUCGAAAAAUGGCGCGAUCGCAAUGUUCGCGUCAUAGCAUGGACGGUGAAUCGGCCGUCAGAGAAAGCGCAUUUCUCGAAGUUCUUUAAAGUCACCUAUUUAACCGAUACGCUACAUCUAGAGGACAUGUAGUGAUGUCCGAUAUAUUUUUGUUCAGUAUUAAAUUUCAAAGACUUUGUACUAUACGCUGGCAUUAUGCACGUACAAAUUUUUAUACUUUCGAUUAUACAGAUUAUACGUCAUUGAUACACGAUCGAUCAAUUAUCUAGUCGGGUCGUAAAAAAAUUGACAUAACGACUUACAUUAUUUUAAACAUAGAUUAUAAGGCAUUUAUUUUAUAAUGUCUUGUACAAGGCAUAUAUAUGUGCGAAUAGCGAUAAUAAAAUUAAAUUAUUCGU
Molecule: messenger RNA, 1864 nt
Organism: Atta colombica
Lineage: Eukaryota; Metazoa; Arthropoda; Insecta; Hymenoptera; Formicidae
Product: glycerophosphodiester phosphodiesterase 1
Exons: 5
Coding region: 510-1598 (362 amino acids)
Biological process (GO): lipid metabolic process
Molecular function (GO): phosphoric diester hydrolase activity
Source: RefSeq, a predicted model, not a curated record